Anarrhichthys ocellatus (wolf-eel) is the source of this 612-nucleotide messenger RNA. RefSeq names its product sclerostin domain-containing protein 1-like. Gene Ontology annotation, biological process: negative regulation of Wnt signaling pathway; negative regulation of BMP signaling pathway. NCBI's taxonomy places the organism in Eukaryota, Metazoa, Chordata, Actinopteri, Perciformes, Anarhichadidae. Gene Ontology annotation, molecular function: BMP binding. The coding region runs from base 1 to 612 and encodes 203 amino acids. The transcript is spliced from 2 exons. The record is from RefSeq and is a predicted model, not a curated record.
AUGCCCCGUGCUGCCAGCGGACUCCAGCUCCUCGCGCUUCUGCUGCUGCUGCGCAGGAGCAGCUCAGCUGUCCAGAACAACGCCACAGAGUCAGAUAGUAUUCAGCUGGUCCACGAUACUCGAGAGGAGCCGGUUAAUGAAGACACGAACCAGGCGAGGAACGGCGGGAGACGGCUGGCUGAUCCUGUGCGUAAUGGCCCAGACCAGAGCCAGGUGGGCUGCAGGGAGCUGAGGGCCACAAAGUACAUCUCUGAUGGCCAGUGCACCAGCGUCAACCCCAUCAAGGAGCUAGUGUGUGCUGGGGAGUGUCUGCCAGCCCACCUGCUGCCCAACUGGAUCGGGGGUGGGGGUUACACCGGGAGGUACUGGAGCCGCCGCGACGCCCAGGAGUGGCGUUGCGUCAUUGACCGGACCAGGACUCAGCGGAUCCGGCUGCAGUGCCAGGAUGGUAGCGCUAGGACCUACAAGAUAACUGUGGUGACCUCCUGCAAGUGCAAGCGCUACUCCAGACAGCAGAAUGACUCAGGACACAAGGAUACACCUGUCCACAGUGGAAACCAAGGGAAAAAUCAGAGGAAGGCUGGACUGCCUGAGGAGAGAGCCGGGAGAUAG